Molecule: messenger RNA, 1395 nt
Organism: Zymoseptoria tritici IPO323
Lineage: Eukaryota; Fungi; Ascomycota; Dothideomycetes; Mycosphaerellales; Mycosphaerellaceae
Exons: 2
Coding region: 1-1395 (464 amino acids)
Biological process (GO): DNA recombinase assembly; mitotic recombination; DNA strand invasion
Molecular function (GO): ATP-dependent DNA damage sensor activity; single-stranded DNA binding; ATP binding
Source: RefSeq, a predicted model, not a curated record
AUGUCCAACCUUCUGACCGUUCUCUCCUCUUCCUUCGACACGACACCAUACACCCAUAUCUUGCCCUCUCUGGAACGACAUCUCAUCUCCACCGCAGACUUACUCACCCUUGAUCCCGUCGAUGUUGCGAAGCGCGCUCAAGUUCCGCCUGGGGAGGUGAAGAAAUUGGUCGAUGCGGUUGUUGAGGCUUUGCAUGGUGAUGUUUCCGUGAAGGCGUCAGAUUCGGACGUCACCGGAUGGAAUGGUCUUCAGCACGCCGGUGACGUCGCAAAGCAAUGGCAAACGAUCUCCACUCUGGACGAUGCGCUUGACGAGGCGCUGAACGGCGGAAUCGCAUGUGGCCACUUGACGGAGAUCGUAGGCGAGAGCGCAGCCGGCAAAACCCAACUCCUCCUAACCCUCCUCCUCUCCGCUCAACUCUCCCCCUCCACCGCAUCUACCCCUCCCCCAUCAUCCCUCUACAUCUCAACCGAAGCCCCCCUCCAAACCACCCGCCUCACCCAAAUCCUCACCACCCACCCCCAUCUCACCCCGCUCCCCUCCUCCUCGAAACCCACCCUCUCCCGCAUCCACAGCACCCACAUCCACGACCUCGAAGCUCAAGACCACAUCCUGCGCUACCAAGUCCCCGUGGCGAUCCGGCAACACAACGUCCGCUUGCUGGUCAUCGACUCCGUGGCGGCUAACUUCCGCGCGGAGUCGUUGACUGCGAAUGAUGGACAGCGGAAAGGUGGAGUAGGAAAUCUGGCGAAACGGUCGGCGCAAUUGGCGCAGAUGGGUGCGCUGUUGAGGGGACUGGCGAGGGAGAGCGGGGUGGCGGUUGUGGUGGCGAAUCAAGUCGCGGAUCGGUUUUCUGCGGCGGAUAAUGGGAGGUUUAAUUCCUCGCUCCGAGCGGGGACGCAGGGUUCGACGCAAGAUAGCAGUCAUCGCGCGAAUUCACCUUCUGGACGCCCGCAACAUCGACAACCCGACCCGAAACCUCCUCCACCAAGGCGCCAGACGGGACUCUUCUCAACCACAGAUCCCCUCUCCCUCGACCACCAACAAAAUUUCUUCACCGGCUGGGGCGACGAAGAGUCGCAGACGAAUUUGAAGACGCCAAGUCUGGGACUCACGUGGACGAAUCAAUUGUCUACUCGGAUUGCGUUGAUCAAGCUGCCAAUCUACGACUAUUCCGGCACAAUGGACGGGGAGGGUGAGGGGAGGGAGGUAAACGUCAAGUGGGCGAGAAGUGUGAAAGUUGUGUUCUCAGGUUGGGCUUCGGCGGCGGGAGAGAGUGGAGAGAGUGGAGAGGACGGGGGAAGGGGGGUGGAGGUGGAGAUUUGGAAGGGUGGGGUUAGGAGUUUGCGGAGUAAAGAACGCAUGGCGAGGGAUGCUGCGGUGGUCGAGGAGUGA